Molecule: messenger RNA, 4091 nt
Organism: Syngnathus acus (greater pipefish)
Lineage: Eukaryota; Metazoa; Chordata; Actinopteri; Syngnathiformes; Syngnathidae
Gene: tgs1
Product: trimethylguanosine synthase 1
Exons: 16
Coding region: 141-2492 (783 amino acids)
Biological process (GO): 7-methylguanosine cap hypermethylation; 7-methylguanosine RNA capping
Cellular component (GO): nucleus
Molecular function (GO): RNA cap trimethylguanosine synthase activity
Source: RefSeq, a predicted model, not a curated record
AAAAGUACGUACCACCUUAGAAUCGAUGGCGACUUGGGCGAAGCCUUUGCGUUUACCCCAAAGAAGAGGAUAAGUCUCAUCGCUGAACAAAGCCUCCCUCACACCUCCUGGAGAAAUGCCCAACAGGCUAAAUCGACUCCAUGAUGCUGGACAAGAGCACGGUGUCAGUCGUGGCAGACAUAUUCUUCAGCAGAAAACAUACAUCCGAAGAAAUAAUCCACUGCUGCUGCUCCAGAGCUUUCGUAAAUGAUCGAGAGUUAUAUCGGUCAGAUAAUAGACUUCUCUCACCUGAUCAGGCAGACUCUGCAAUCCAAGAAAAGGAGAAUGAGGAAGAAGAGGGCGAUGAAGAAGUUGAAUUUUUAGAUGAAGAGGCUCAACUGAUGUCUAGUAUGGGUCUGCCACUUGCCUUUGCCAGCUCUUCCAGCCAGCGUAAAAAGGAGAAGACAUCUACCAAACGACCAGUUACUAAUCAGACACAAUCUCUUGAGGAACAGGAGGAACAUUUGCAGUUUACUGACAAAGACAUCAGUGAUCCUCUGGAAGAAGGGCUGAAGACAGAGACGCUGGAUGAAGCAGUCGAAACCCCAUCUGCCAAUGAUGCUGGCUGGGAGACAUACUGGGCUCAACAAGGUGAAGCUCUUCUGUGGAACAGCUGGCUGGAGAAACAUCCUGAUAACUUGCCGUCUACAGAAGACUCCCAAUGUGUGACUGCCCCAUGGGACGACCCCAACAAAAAAGCCAUCUGGGAUCAACACACAACAGACACCUAUUAUUACUAUUGGGAGCAAUACUCAUACUGGGCAGCACAGGGCUGGACCAUAUCUUGUGAGAAGAACACUUGGGAAGAAACUACAAAUGAGCGGGUGGAUGAAAGCAUAGUGAACCAUUCAGAGGAACGGCUAGAUGAAAAAAAUGAUGGUGUCGAGGUUUUAAAUGGUCUCCUUGAAAAGAACUGCACUUUAAAGGCAGGUGGGAACAUCUCAGCUGACUCUGGAACAACCAGACAACCUUCCGAUAUGACCAGUGUUACAAAGGAACACGCAGAAGACUGUGUUUCUGAGCCCUCUGAUGGGGGUAAUUCUGGUAAGAAAUCAGAUGUUUCCUCACACCAGGAAGGAACCCAACAUACAGAGUCUCAGCAGGCUGCAGGGAGUCUCAACAUACAUACAGGUUCUUCGAAUCAGGUAUCAAAUGGAGAAGAUGAUGAUGACGAAAAUCCCUCAAAAGGCGGACUAAGUAAAAUAAAACGCAGUCAUGAAUUUGAUGUGGAGGAGAACCCCCAUCUAACAUGUGAUGAAGCCUGGAACAGACUUGGACUGAAACACAAUCCAGAGUCACUGUUCGACAGUGUUUUUAACUUUAAAAGGAGCUUUGGCCAGAAGCGUCAGAAGCGGUGGUGCUCCAAGAGACCUGGCAGCAGUGUGAACACACACAUCAGAUUCACUGAGAUGGAUGAAGAUGGAACUCAACCUCAGUGUAGCACCAUCCUCCAAAAGGUUCAAAACUUUCUUGGGGCGAUUCAGAGUGAAGCACAUGCGAAUUUAAACGAGCAACAACAGCAUGGAGGAAAAGGCAUGCACUCUGAGGAGGAGCCUCCCACUUCAUCCGACAAAAAUGACGUCAGUAGUGAGAACGUUGCACAUGGAAGUCAUACAUCAUUUGAAGAGGAGAGUCCUAAUUUCCCGGACUUUGAGAAGAAGGAUAUCGAGAGAGAGGAAUCAACUAGGCAAUUGGAAUGUUUGGAAGUCCCAGAUUUUCUCUUGCCCGACAAACCUCCAGGCAAUGUUGAAGCAAAAAAGCCAAAGAAGAUGAAUAAACGCUGGAGGAAGCAGAAGAUACCGGCAGACAUGGCAUCAGAACCAGGGCUGGCCAAAUACUGGGCUCAGCGGUACAGACUCUUCUCUCGCUUUGACGAAGGAAUCAAACUGGACAGAGAGGGCUGGUUUUCUGUGACACCAGAGAAGAUUGCUGAGCACAUUGCCCUCAGAGUGGAGUCCAGCUUUUCCAACACUCAGCUGAUCAUUGAUGCAUUCUGUGGAGUUGGAGGAAAUGCUAUCCAGUUUGCACUGGCUGGGAAAAGAGUCCUAGCUGUUGAUAUUGACCCAGUACGUCUGGACUUAGCACGCCACAAUGCUACCGUUUAUGGCGUCGCACAUCAAAUCGAGUUUAUUCAAGGGGACUUCCUUCAGCUGGCGCCUCGUCUCUGCGGCGACGUUGUCUUCUUGUCGCCCCCCUGGGGAGGACCAGAUUACCUGACUGCAGAGGUGUUUGACAUAAAGACCAUGAUGGAACCUGACGGUUUUCAGAUUUUUCAUCUGGCUAAACAAAUAUCAGACAACAUUGUGUAUUUCUUGCCUCGCAACGCAGACAUGGAUCAGAUUGUCUCCCUGGCUGGUCCUGGAGGUAAGGUGGAGGUAGAGCAGAAUAUCCUCAACAACAAGUUAAAGACCUUAACUGCUUACUUUGGCAGUUUGAUUAGGAAUGACACCUAAACUCGGUAACAAAUCUUUUGAAGUUCUUGAUUUGCACUGGAUUCAUUAAGUAUAUAAAAAUGCCAUAGGGACUUUAUUUCGUACUUUUUAAUCAGGAUGUCUGUCUUGUACCUGUAAAGUACAACACAUUUUAACGAUUGUUUAUAAUGUCAUCUAUUUUCCAAUGCACUCUUAAUCACUUUGUGUUAUGAAACAAAUGUUUUCAUUUUUUAUAAAAAAGUGCUUGUUCAUUUCCACAUAUGGGUUGGAAGACUUGUUUUAUGGAAUGGUAAAGAGGAUUUAGGAACCUGCAUAAACCAUAAAGUGUUUAUUAAAAUGUUUAUACAGUAUGUAUAGUAUACAUGUAUAGUCAAGGCCCAAAACAUUGGCACCCAUGUGUUUUUGUCAGAUUAUAACGCCAGAUCUUACAGAAAAUUAGAGCAAAAAUAAAUGCUUGGUUGUUGUUUUAUUUGUACGGGAACAGCCAACACGAAAAGCCAAAUCUGAUCAUUCCACACAGACCUCCCAAAAUAGACUGGAUAACAUCUUUGCAACUCUCAACUUCAUACUUGGUAGCACGCCCUUUGGAAAAACUGGUCCGCCAACUUCUCACGUCGCUCUGAUUUGAGGAAUGCUUCUCACUGACGGAGCUAGAAGGGGUGCUGCGAGGGCACUGGCUCUCCCUAAAAAAUCUUUUGGGCAUUUUAUAAUGUUUCACCCUCUUUUCUCUGCAGCGAAUGUUUUUCAGGGUUUUCUGAAGAAUUUGGGGAGGAGCUUGUCAUUUUUUUGUUUUGUUUCACAAACCCGCUAUGAAACGUAUUUUAAAGUAUUAGUUUCAACAAGCAUAUUUGUUUUUUUGUUUGCAUUUUCAUCUCACCUUCAUUUAAAUAGGGUUUUGUAUACACGGACACACUAAAAUUAAAUACUGUCUAAAUGUUGCAAUUCAUCUGACAUCCUUUCUUUAAUCUCUAAAAAAUCAGUUUGCAAAAAGUCAAAAUUCAUAUUGCAAAUGGUUAAGUAGAGAGACUUAUUAUCUCUGGCAAAGUUGCUGUAUUUUCUCAGCCAAUUCUAAGCAGUGAAGGACUCUAAUUUUCUCUUUCUGGAGAUCGUCUGGGCUUAUUUGACCCAUUAGCUUGGAGGAGAAGUGGAUCAGAUCUUGCAUGAAAAGACCCACAGCCCCUCUGGGUGUUGGAGGGAUUUCAAUCAGUUGUCCGGACUCAAAUCGAAAGUUGAUAUUCUUGGCUCUUGGGAGGCCUGGUGCUCGUUCCUCAAUCCAAGUCAAAGGUCUGAAAAAACAAAGGUGAAAUACAUCAAUUAAAUCAAUCAACUCAAACCACCCAUUCACAUCAUGAAUAGAUUAAAUGCAUUAAAGUAGUAUUCCCUCUCGUGAUAUUGCUUAAUUGUGGUUUAUUUUUAAAAUCACUGAAUAAACAUUACUUGGGGAAAAUAUUUAGUUAUACGCUUAAAUAAAACAAAUAUGUACAAAUAAAAUACAAUUUAAACUUUAUCCAAUUGUUCAAUUGAUUGAUGGAAUAAUUGAUAGAAAAUAUCGAUUCUGAAAAUAUUUGAUGGGGACAGUCCUAGCUCUCUUAACCUCAAUAGGGUAAAAAAAAAAAAAAA